Acanthosepion pharaonis is the source of this 612-nucleotide messenger RNA. The record is from the annotation of a GenBank genome assembly. Lineage: Eukaryota; Metazoa; Mollusca; Cephalopoda; Sepiida; Sepiidae.
AUGCUGACCGGACUCUCUGAAAAUCCCCAGGACAUCAACGACUCCAGGAAAACUGCCUUCAUCAACGGCGAGCUCAAGAGGCUUCAUGUGGACAUCGCCACUCUACAGGAAACAUGUUUGGCUGACUCUGGAUCGCUAAAGAAGGACUACACAUUCUUCUGUCAGGGGAAGAGCUCCGACGAACUACGCCAACACGGAGUGGGCUUCGCAGUGAGGAACAGCCUGCUGAAUGCGGUAGAACCAAGCAGCAAUGGCUCCGAGAGACUUCUUAUAUUCCGCCUCAACACCACUACAAGCCCUGUCACACUCGUCAGCGUGUAUGCCUCGACACUCUAUACCACUCCUGACAAGUUUUACGACAACCUGUCAACCACCAUCAGCAGUAUCCCCAGAAAGCAACAUCUUGUUCUCCUGGGCGACUUCAACACAAGAGUGAGUGCUGAUUACCCUUGGCAUUUAUGCCUUGAACAAUUUGGCGUCGGCAAGACGAACGACAACGGCCAGAGACUGCUCGAGCUAUGCACUUACCAUAACUUGCACAUAGCCAACUCCUCCUUCAGGACCAAGCCCCAGCACAAAGUCUCUUGGAGACAUUCACGGUCAAAACACUAG